AGAAGAUCAAGAAAUACUUACCCACAAAAUGGCGCCACAUCUUCCACAAUCGACGCUUGAUUCCUGGAGAGCGUCGCUGGGUGCGACUGCCCAUCAUUCCAGCGGUACGAAGAAUCCGAUCGCUGCAUGGCCGUCAGGAGGAGACUUCUGGGGGUGGUUUUCUCAGUACCUCCCGCAAAAUGGAGUUUCGAAAACUCAUGCUUCCGUCUUCGCAUUCUAUAUUGCGAUGUCCUGCGCUGGGCCACUGCUUAUCAAGCUCUCCGAAUCCACAAAUAGGAGCUUGGACUACAAUCCUGCUGCGGCGGUCUUGUGUAUCGAGGUUGUAAAAUUGACCGUCGCCUACGUCGCUGAUAUCCGGAACAUACCAUUCGGCUUCUUUGCCGCGACUAGUGUUGGGACGUCUGUUCCUGUUGAGAAGCAAGGUGGUGGAUCGAAAGCAGAUGUUGCUUGGAAUCAAUGGGCGCUCUACGCCGUCCCGUCGCUGCUGUAUUGAGUAAUGCUUUUGUUCUUUCACAAUAUUGAAAUUUGCUUGUUUGUAGUAGAACGAAGAAACAAUUGAAGAACAACGUGGACUAUCUCUAGUCUAGUUCUUGGUGAUAGUAUAAUAAGUUAGCUUGCUUUUACGACUCCUGCUUACAUCAAGACACCAUGACGCACUCCACAAGGUAUGCCAUCGUAAACAACUUGCAAUUCUUCGCCAUUUCCGGUCUCGGUGCUCACUAUUUUGCGUUGUUUUCAACCGGUAAGAUCUUCUGUGCCGCCAUAGCAGCUAGGAUUUUGCUCGGAAAACGCCUCAAUGAAAUCCAAUGGACCGCACUUCUUCUGCUCGUUUGCUCACUGUGCGUGGCAAGAGAGGGAAGAACGCCAAGACCCGUAACUGUAACAUCUUCAAGCGGAAAUGUUGUGGGAACUGCUUCAACGGAAACUAGUAACCCUUUUGUGAACCCUGAUGUAGCACAACCCAGUCCCCUUUCUUCUUCUUCGGGCGAUAUGCAGCAGGUCAAACCGGGGGAAACGGUUGCGUCCAUGGACGACGUGCAUCAUCACAGCUCCACACUAGAGGAUCGCGGAUUGAGAUUCGCGUUCGGUUUUGCCUGCGUUUGUGUCACCUGUGUGCUUUCGGGCCUAACCGGUGUUGUCAAUGUUAAGCAAUGAAAGCAGGUUAGUUAGUUUUAGUAGAGCAUGAUGAGGCACAACAGACACCCUAACCCUAAAGUUAGUUUCAGUAGAGCAUGAUGAGGCACAGCAGACACCCUAACCCUAAGCCCUUCUCGUGGGUGCACUCUCUCGUGAUGUGCACUCAUGACGCAGACUUGCCUAGGCGUGUCGCUGCAACCACAUCUGUUUCACCUGUAAAAAAAGAUACAUAUUUAUAUACCACUUACCUCUAACACCAAGUUCUUGUUGAAACGAAUCGACGGACGACAUUCGCUGUGGCGCAAAUCCAUGUGGACCUAUCAGUGGGGAUGUGUCUUCAACGCUGUUGCGUGCUUCGUUUUCCUGAAUUCGGAACGUGGCCUCUUCGACGGAUUCAGUCUGCCUGUGAUGCUGUAUAUUGUGCUGGUAUGAUGUAUAUUGUGCUGUUUUUACAAGGACGAGAUGUAGUAAGUAGAAAUUAGCCAAACUCUAGUAUAUAAUGACGACUUGAAUUGAUAUACGUAACUGGAUCAUUGUUUUCAAGUAGUUCUUGAUUAGCAGCUGACAACUACUGCAUCUACAUACUACACUUUGUUCUAACACGAAAAGCCGGCGAAGGCCUUGGUGCGGGUUUCCUCCUUUCUUUCUUCGAUACUAUCGUGAAGGGCUUUGCGAGUAGCUUGCAAGUGCUGGUGGUUUCCCUGUUGAGCUGGAUGCUGUUCGACGAGACCGUGUUGGAUGGCAAUUUCUUUCUGGCGCUGGUGAUCUUCUUCGCUGCGAGCUUUUUAUAUUCCGGAAGACAUAAUGAGGACAUAAUGAGGGGGCACAGCAAUCAGCAUUCUGCUGGAGUAGAGAUGAAAAAUGGUAGUAAUGCAGGAGCAAAUCUCCGUGGUAGAACGAGUAGCUCUUCUACAAAUUUUGGCGCCGGAGGACGCGCGUCUGGGUCAACAAGUAGUAGUAGUAGUCUUCGAGGUGCUGUUACGGGUCAAACUGGUAAAGACGCUGGUGACGAAGACGGCCGUCGUGCUACUGGUCGUGCUACUUCCUUCUCCGCCGUAGGUGUGAACAGUGAAAUCCAGAAUAGAAACAGUGAAAUCGUAGGUGUGAACAGUGAUGGCACCUCAAUCGGGUCAUCAUCUUCUUAUCCGGAGAAUAGAUCAAGCGCAGGUACUGAAAUGCAAAAUCUCCGUAGAAGUACAGGGACCAGUAGUGGAAGAGAAUCUUCUGGUGGAGUUCAUGAAGAAAAGCCAGAUCUUAGAUUCGACAAUAUUUCCAGCACUGUUGCCGAAGAUAGUACAGUGGUUUUAGUCAACAUGCAAGAGGACUUGCCUGCGUCCGGUGCUGAUAUAAUACCAAGCUUGCCUCCCUCUAGGAGUGCGGAACUAGUACGGAGCACCACGAGUAGAGCAGCCGAUAUCAUGAAGAAGAAAAAGAGGAGAGACUUAGACACUAGCAAAGGAGACGCGGAGCUUUUCGCAGAGUUCUUUGCAGAGGACGCGGCUGGGGAAGAGGAUCCAAACUCUGUGAUCCACCUACCGAAUUUCGGUGCUUCCUUGGGGCCUGAUGAAGAGAACUACGUCGAUAAUGAUGUGGAUGUUGUUGAUAGGGUUUGAGAGGUCAUCAUGAACGAUGGCAACAGGGACAACAGCAUGCAUGGCUGCCUCUUUCUAGAUAGAGUCACUGGGCAGUCGUGUGCCGGAAGCAAAUGGGCUUGUCGUGCAUUUGGAGUUUUGUUGAACUCAGUUAGCUUUAUUGAUUUACAGCUGUCAUGGUCAAGUACGUAUCUUAUCCACUGUCACUGUAAGUGGAUGGAUCUUUUGAAAUCUCUGUCAUGAUCAUCUGAGUUGAUCU
Molecule: messenger RNA, 2988 nt
Organism: Amoebophrya sp. A25
Lineage: Eukaryota; Dinophyceae; Syndiniales; Amoebophryaceae
Source: the annotation of a GenBank genome assembly